Molecule: messenger RNA, 417 nt
Organism: Sphaeroforma arctica JP610
Lineage: Eukaryota; Ichthyosporea; Ichthyophonida
Exons: 3
Biological process (GO): dolichol-linked oligosaccharide biosynthetic process; protein N-linked glycosylation
Cellular component (GO): membrane
Molecular function (GO): UDP-N-acetylglucosamine-dolichyl-phosphate N-acetylglucosaminephosphotransferase activity
Source: RefSeq, a predicted model, not a curated record
AUGGUUGUCGGAGCAGCAUACCUCGUUUGCAUGUUCCUUUUUAUUCCCUUUGCCUUCGACACACACUUCGUGAAUCCCAUAGUCAAAGAAAACUUUCCGCAUGAUAAGUUCUCCGAGUUCAUCGCGGGACUGCUAUCCAUCUGUUGUAUGAUUCUGCUUGGUUUCGCGGACGAUGUGUUCGACCUCAAGUGGAGAUACAAACUCGUAUUGCCCACCAUUGCAUCGCUGCCUCUGCUAAUGGUCUACUUUGUGAAUGUGGGCUCAACUACAAUUGUCCCUCCCGUCCUGCGUAGUAUACUGGGACAGACUCUGAAUAUUGGUUUCUUAUAUUAUGUGUACAUGGGCAUGCUCGCCGUGUUUUGUACCAACGCUAUCAAUAUCUAUGCCGGCGUGAACGGACUCGAGGCCGGGCAAUCG